UAUGGACUGGCGACCCCCUAACCCUGCGUCUUGCCUCGACAGAGCGCAUUAUGAAGCGCUCGACUCUCGUGGGACAUGGGCGCGUUGAGUUGUCAAUGCGAAGCGACCGUCUCGUGAUGGCCUGCGACAUUGAGACUUAGGGCCUGGCCCGGUCCAGGUAAAUACUAAUACUAGCACUAGUAAAUACUGAAGGCAGUGAAGGCUCCUGGGAACGACGUACACUGGCACAAUCACACUCACUCGCGACCCAAACUCGCACUCCUGUUAGCGCACAUACAUAAUACACACACGCCUAGACACGAGCAAGCGAGCAAACAGUACGGGGUGUCCUGCGCACUGCGUAGCCCUCUCUCUUUCAGCCUGAGCUUCAGACAACCAACACAAUGAAACACUGAGGUGUACACGAUGCGCUUGCACCUACACCCAAAACCUUCCCAUGAUUACAAAGAGACCAACAGCCGAUAGAUGCAUGCUUGAAAGCAUAUCAAAAUCUAAAGGUAAGGUUGGUCAAGGGGAAGUAAUUCCAGACUACAGCAUUCUCAUCUUUCCUGGUAGACCAGAGAAAAGGAAUUGUGGCAUUGAAACGUUUCUGGAAUCCUGUGACAGAAGUGGUGAUAGAUCAAGAAAAUAAAGUGUUUUAUACGUCGAAUAGUCGCAGCGGUAGUAUCAUCACUCCAUAGUGUGUCGUUGAAGCAGAACAGUGUCGAGCAACGUUCUGCUUGAUCGGGCACAGGUGGCGACGUGGACGAACUGUUGAUAAGCGCGUCACUCAGGUCUGAGAAAGCCGGUCUUCAGUGCAGCAAGACCAACAACACUGAUCUACCAAAGACCAGAGUGACACCUAGUACACACAGACGGCCUACAAGUAUGCGACACCCGCAUGAAUGUGAAGGCACAACGGUGGAGAGAUGACCAGGUUCGCAGAAGCCACGAGCAGGAGGAGGACAACGGCGAUACUAGCGCCUUCAGACAAUCAGCUGUCUGCUCACAACGACAUGACAUGAAAACCGAGCAAAGCAGAAAGGAUCGAGAUGCUGCGGCCGGUCCUGUCGCUGCUGCUGCUGCUGCGUUGGCGAGCAAAUCCGGUGAGAACAGCGGUGACUUAAAGGCACAGGCAGCGGUGGCGGAGGACAGCGACUCGGAUGAGACUAUCAAUAGCCUGGAGUUUCGUUACGGCGUCGUGGACUGCGGCGAAGUCCCCGUGUUCCCCGACGAAUGGUCGACAAUACCGUACCGGUCCUGGAUGGAUAACAGCGAAUUUUCGCCACUGCCAAGCGAGUCACAGGUGCGAAGUCCUCCCAUACUAGGUGCGUGCGAUUCACACGGUGCUGCUGCAGAAGAUGAUGGGGCCACAUGUGGACAUUCGACGGGAAGUGGCAUUACGGCAGAUAAGUGUGAAACCUGUCUCGGCAUCCAUACUAGUGAGGACGACGGUGGGAGUGUGCAGAGAAUGGAUGUCCCUAUGCCACUAACAAAACCACUCGAGACGUGCACCCUCCGAGCAGCUCAACGUCAAGCUGAAAGCAAAGAUCAGGGUAGGCCCGGCGAGUCGCUGUCAACGUCAGGCACCCCGGUUCGCUCAGUCAAGCUUGAAACCCUCUGUGAUGACCAACAGAAUCUGCCCAUACUUCUCGGGGACAUGACCCAUCCGCCUGUCCAAGGCACAGCAUCAGCGUUCUCACUCGGAUCUUCUGCACUACUAGCGCAACAGCCCACCUGCCACGCUUGCCAACAGCGGAUCAUGGACCCGGACAUGCUGACGGACAGCGAAGGUACCUACUGGCACAACAAGUGCCUGAAAUGCUGCCGAUGCGGAGCCGCCUUCACGGAUAACGCAAAGGUCUACACAGCAGAAGGAAGGAUUUAUUGCGAAUAUGACUAUUACACAAACCGACCCAUUGCCAAUCACACACGCUGCUACAAGUGCUACGGCGUACUACUGCACGGCGAGCCCGUCCAGGAGGCAGAGUACGACCGUCAGUGGGUGUUCAUGCACGAGCGGUGCUUCGUGUGCGACGUGUGCGCCAGGCCACUCCGCUCCGGCACCAACUACAUUUUCUACCAGCGGUGGAUGGUGUGCGACAAUCACUUCAACUCGCACGACCAUUCCUACUUCAUGCACGAGCAUGUGCGCACCAUGCUGGACCACUGCGUGGCUACGGGCACGCAGCCUCACCAGCUCUCGCCACCGUACAACCAGGGACCGUACGACCCAGCGGCGACGGCGGCGGCCGUGGACCCGAGCGCUGGCAGCAUAGAGCACUACAGGCGCGUCCCGUCGACGACGUCCGACGUGUUUGAGCAGAUGCCUGAGCUGGCGUCGACGGGAUAUGCAGCGCCUGUACAUGCGACGCCUACGCACAUGCCACACCUGCAAGCCUCACCUACUUCCGACAUGUACAGAUACCACCCAUACACACCCGACGUACCGCCAUACUGGGUCCAGCAAGGCAUGCAUCCAGGUUCAAUGAUGGGCAUAGGCGGUCGACCGGUUACAACGAAGGCCAGAAGAAGUCGGACCAGCUUCACAGACGAACAGCAUCGCAUACUGACGGAACGGUUCGAAGAGGAUCAAACGCCGGACAGCAGCGACCUGGAACGGAUAGGACGCGAAUGCGAGCUACCGAAGCGUACAGUACAGAUAUGGUUCCAAAACGCACGUGCACGCAGCAAAAAGACGCCGCAGACUAGCAGUAUAAAAAAGACGACGUCCGAAACGGAUAAGUCAGCAAAAUCGAGCACAGUAUUCUCUGCCUCACCGGAAACCACACCGAGCACGAUAUCGACAACAGAGAGCAUCCCGUCGGAACAUGGCACCCACACGUCUGAAGUACAGCACACCAGGUCCCACACCGGACGACCUGCCGGUGAGGGUGCUGCUACGAAGGGGAGUCGCACACCCCUGUCGAGUGUGGCUCGGUUAGAAUCGGACACGACGCCGAUGUCAGCCGAGCGCAGCCCUCUCGGAGCUAGCCAUGCCACUGCCUCGCAAGCUGCAGACUGGAAGCCGGUCAGUCAUGCAGGAACAGGGUUCGAACAGAUUGACUAUUUCAACAGUCCGCCGUUCCUUGCACAGGACUUUGGGCUGCUGGACGAAUCCUCGGAAAGUCGGACCCCAUAACUUGACCAAAUUAUUCUCAUUUCAAUCAACUCACGAAUUCCCUUUAACCCUAUUCUAAAAUUACUAGAGAGACCACCACAAAUGUGCUCUUCUUAUUUCCUUUAGCCUUACUGAAAUACAGCCAAAGACUGAAUUUAUGCAGCUCUAAUUUUGAUGCUCAAAUUUUUCAAUAUUUCCCUACACGAACAUUGCAUCGGAUUUGCCCUUUCCCCCCAGUUUAUCCUUGAAUUAAUCCCUCUAGUCAAAUCCGUAUCCAUAGGUUUCGAAUUAAUUUUUCUUGAUAUUCCAUCGCAUUAUCUCUUGCAGCUGCCUAACUUGCAUACAUAUCUUUGGCGGGGCAGUUGUUUGUCGUUUAGGGAUUUCCCCCUGAACUACACCAACAUA
This is a messenger RNA of Sycon ciliatum, 3505 nucleotides long. Its product is annotated as LIM/homeobox protein Lhx6-like. Bases 881 to 3121 code for a protein of 746 amino acids. Gene Ontology annotation, molecular function: RNA polymerase II transcription regulatory region sequence-specific DNA binding; DNA-binding transcription factor activity, RNA polymerase II-specific. NCBI's taxonomy places the organism in Eukaryota, Metazoa, Porifera, Calcarea, Leucosolenida, Sycettidae. Gene Ontology annotation, cellular component: nucleus. The record is from RefSeq and is a predicted model, not a curated record. Gene Ontology annotation, biological process: regulation of transcription by RNA polymerase II; neuron differentiation. The transcript has 6 exons.